AUUGUCAAAGGGCCCAUGACGAUUGUUCACAUGGUGGAGAACAUGGUAUCCAAUAUUGUCCAAAUUAUGUCUAGUGAAAGAAAAGAAUUUUCUAUUCAUCAUAGAAACAUUGGUAAGUGGAUUAUAACAUAUUAAACUAUAUUACUUUAUAUAUAAUCUAUUAUUUAAUAUUAAAAGUAACUAUUAAAGUUUUCUUAUUUAUUUUUUUAUUUUUUUGGGGGGGUGACCAGUUUCCUAUUAUUGUUCCAAAUUAUUAGGAUUUCGAACAUUUGUUGUUUGUAAUCUUUGCCAUGCAGUUCUAAGUUCCACUUAAUUAAAAAUCCUGCUGCAAGUAUUUUAUAUUCCAUCCAUGGAUUUUAGGUCUUUCUAAUAAAAAUUAGAACAGUUUGCCUUCAGGCUGAUUGUCUUAGUUAUUGGAAUGUAACUGGCUAUUUGUGCACCACAUGCCAUAUCUGCUUAUUUGUUCCACUUCUUGACCAACGUGUCUGUUUAUUGUUGCAAGAAACAACGGGAUAUAAAACUAGAUUAACUUAAUUUCAAAAUUUGCAAUGAGUAUUGAAUAACACAGUCCUAACAAAAUAGUGAAGGCUAGACCUUACCAGCAUUAACACAUUCAAAUAAGCCUACAUAGCAAAGAGCCACAAAACUGGUUCAUUAUGAUUAAAGUAAGUCAAAUUCUUAAGAAAUAUAAUAACAUUUAUAUAUAUAUAUAGCGCAGCACCACCAAGGUAUGCACUUAUUUUUCCACCGUGCUUGAGGAUCUCAGGUAUUGCUGUUGUCCUUGUAAUCAAAAGCAGUCACCAGUAAUCUAUAGUUAUGUAAACACAGAAAUCCUUUUAUCUUUGUAUACUAACUCAUUCACAUUAAGGCUCUAUUGAUAACAUAUAUCUUCUGAUAUGCUUGCUGGUAUUCUUAAAGCCUUUCUGUUACCCUGAGAAGUUGCUAAUACCCUACAAAUUUUGUUGUUUGGCCUCCAUGGCUUGCAUUAUUGAUUGUUUAAGAUUAUGUUGCAGAACUUUUACUUAUUCAUUUGAAUAAAGAGUCUUAUUAUAUUAUCAUAGUUCUUCCUUUAAUAGUUGCUUACCAUGCACAAAGGCUCUUCCCCUGCUACAGACAAAUAGAAACAAAGAACAUCAUUGGCAUACAACCUAACAUAUUCCAUGUAUAGAGGCAACACAUCUUAGGUACACCAACUUUAAAAGAGACAUGUACUUUAAAUAAAAACAGUAACAGUAAAAAAUAAAAAUAAAACACAUUUUUUAAUUGCAUACAAAAAAAAAUAAGAUGGAUUACAAGUGGCAGAAAUGGUUGAUGUUCUAAAUAAUCUUAUACCAUAACUCUUGUGCAAUGCUUUAUGAUCGGUGCUUCAGCUAAGCAAAUAUUUACAGGACAGCCAGAAGAAGGGGUAAUUGGAAGCAAGUCCUCCAGAGAACUAUCAGGGUAUUAAGCAUAUUAAGAAUUGCAAUUGCUUAUGAAUAAAUAUCAACUCCUAGUGCAAAACAUCAUAAGCAUUUUCACUUAUUUUGUUUCGCCCUUCCUCUUUGUGGCUGGAUGUAUAUAAUAUUGUACAUAUUUUAACAAGAAUUGAUAAAGAUUGCUCUCUCUUCUGGGUUUCUCCAACUUUUGUCUGGAGGACUUGGCCUCGGUCAACUUACCUGUGUAUUUUCGCAUCUGUGUUAACACUUAAGUGUUAGCUGGAAAACCAGACAAGAAUGAGCCUUCAUUAUAAUCAGCCCUGAUCUCAGUAUUAAUUCCCAUAUCUAUGGGCUUGACCCCUUUAUUACCGAGCAGUUUACAAAACCAAUACCUCCAGAACCGGAGUAUGUUGCGUGUUUUGAAAAGUAAUGUUUAACCCCUUUAAGGACUGAGCCAAACGUACACGUUUUGAUCAAAAUAAAAUGUAAACAAAAUCUGGAAUUUGACUAUAUGUCUGUUCAACAGUAAUUCACCUCUUUCAUUUUAAGUAGACCCACACUUGUUUAUAUAUCAUUUUAUUCAGGGGAAAUAGGGCUUUCAUUUAACAUUAACUAUUUAGCUAUGAAACAUAAUUUAAUAGGAAUAAAAUAUAAAAAAUAAAUUGAGAUAUUAAAUAUUUGUUUUAGUUCUACAUGACAUUUUAUCUGUGAAUGUCAUAAUACUGUUAGCUUUUACUGCAAUACAUUACACAUAUUUGUAUUCAAUGAUGUCACAUGUGUAAAACAGUACCCCCUAAGUACAGGUUUUAUGGUGUUUUGGGAAGUUACAGGGUCAAAUGUAGCAUGUUAAAUUUUUUUGUUUUUUUCACAUUAAAAUAUGCCAGAUUUGUUACGUUGCCUUUGAGACCGUAAGGGAGCCCAGGAAUGAGAAUUCAUUGUAUGCACAGUUUUUUUUUUUUUUUUUUUAUGUGGUUCACUUUUUUAACAUUGAAAUUCGCCAGAUUGGUUACUUUGCCUCUGAGACUGUAUGGUAGCCCAGGAAUGAGAAUUACCCCCAUGAUGGCAUACCAUUUGCAAGAGUAGACAACCCAAGGCAUUGCAAAUGGAGUAUGUCCAUUAUUUUCUAGUAGCCACUUGGUCACAAACACUUGAAAAAGUUAGCAUUAAUAUUUGUUUGUGUGUGAAAAAUGCAAAAAACUAAUUUGAAUGCCAAUUUUGGCCAGUGUUUGUGACUAAGUGGCUACUAAAAAAGACUGGACAUACCCCAUUUGCAAUACCUUGGGUUGUCUACUUUUGCAAAUGGUAUGCCAUCAUGGGGGUAAUUCUCAUUCCUGGGCUACCAUACAGUCUCGAAAGCAAAGUAACCAAUCUGACAAAUUUCAAUGUAAAAAAACUGAAACACAAGCCUUAUAUUUGACUCUCUAACUUUUGAAAACACCAUAAAACAUGUACAUGAUGGGGUAAUGUUAUACUCAGGAGACUUCGCUGAACACAAAUAUUAGUGUUACAAAACCGUAAAACAUAUCACAAGAAUGAUAUCGUCAGUGUAAGUGCUGUUUGUGUGUGAAAAAUGAAAAAACCAAAUUUUCACUGAUAAUAUCGUUGUAAUACAUUUUUAUUUUUUCAAAACAUUAAUAUUUGUGUUCAGCGAAGUCUCCUGAGUAGAACAGUGUGGCGAAACCGACCUCGCCACUGGGCAUUGGAGAAGACUGAUUGCCAGCCUCCUGCCAUGUGACUAUGGCCCCUGGGAUGUAUUGCUCUUUAAAGACAUGAUUUGGGCAUUUGUGUUGUGCUGCUGCUGGCCCUUUAAGAACCAUCUGGGGACAUACUGUGGAGUUACUGGGUGGCCACCAUUUCCUGUAUCAGAGGCACAUGGUGAGAACAAUGGAUGAAGCACAUGGUAAGAACAAUGGAUGGCGGCCAAUUUAACUCACAGACACUGUUUAGAUUUUUCAACACGGUGCCAUCUCGCCGGUAUUUAGUGAACAGAGACAUUGUGCAGUGAUUUUGGACUAUACAACAGGAGACACAUUAUACAGUAAUUGUUUUUCAUUUAGCCUGCAUAUGUUCUGUGGAAUCUGCAUUAAACUGUAUCUUCCAAAGUACUGAACGGAUCUGGGUGAAUUUUGGAUAUGUGGUUCACCCAGAUCCCCCGGUUCCAAUGAUACACUUUUUAUGGGGUUAUUGCAUGUUUUGGGGUCCCUGUGAUGUGUUUUAUGAUACUGUAUUUCUCUGCCUGUGAUAAUUAGAUUAACCAUUGUGUUCAGUAAUCAUAUCACAGGCAGAGGGGAGGAUUUUGUGUGGGAGUGUCUGUGUGUAUUGUACAGAUUGAUUGGUUGUUCUGUAAAACCCUGUGGGCAGUACUAAGUUUGUGGAUUGGGAAUAAAAGAGGCUGUAUGUGCCCUACAGUCAGUUCCUGCUUAACCCUCAAAGUGAAGUGUCGUCUCAUUAUAGGGGAAGGAUUUAUUGUAUGCUGUUCCAGUUUGACUGCUAGGAGUCUAAACCCAUCCAUAUGGUUUUUGCCUAUUCAGCUGUUUAUAGCAUUCAUAUGCUUAGAAGUACUCAUAUGCUUCUCCGGUUCGGUGAUUGUGGUGUCUGCCAGAGUGCUUGGAGUCCUCAGGAAACGCUAGGAGCAUCCUUUAACAGAGGUACCCAGUCGGGGUGCCAGGUGAUCCGUUACAAAUAGUAGCCCCAUGUACAGGUUUUAUGCUGUCUUGGAAAGUUACAAGGUUAAAUAUAGUCUAGCAAAUUAAAUUCUCUGGACUUUCUGCCUGGGUCCCGCAAACUAUAAUGAAUAAAAUGACUUAAUUAUGUAGAAUAUACAUAUGUGUGUGUGUAUAUAUAAUAUAUAUAUAUAUAAUUUUUUAAAAUUGUUUUUUAUGUACGUGUGUGUGUGUGUGUGUGUGUGUAUAUAUAUAUAUAUAUUAUAUAUAGUAAUAUACAUAUAUAUUUAUGUAUAUAUAUAUAUUAUUUCAUUCUAAUUAUAUUUUGAUAUCAAUAUAUAUUAAUAUCAAAAUACAGUUACAUAGUUACAUAGUUACAUAGCUGAAAAGAGACUUGCGUCCAUCAAGUUCAGCCUACCUCACAUUUGUUUUUUGCUGUUGAUCCAAAAGAAGGCAAAAAAAAACCAGUUUGGAGCACAAUUUUGCAACAAGCUAGGAAAAAAAUUCCUUCUUGACCCCAGAAUGGCAGUCAGAUUUAUCCUUGGAUCAAGCAGUUAUUACCCUGCAUUGAAAGAUUAUAUCCUUGAAUAUUCUGUUCUUGCAAGUAUGCAUCUAGUAGCCGUUUGAACAUCUGUAUGGACUCUGAUAAAACCACUUCCUCAGGCAGAGAAUUCCACAUCCUGAUUGUUCUUACAGUAAAAAAACCUUUCCUUUGCCUUAGACGAAAUCUUCUUUCUUCCAGUCUAAACGCAUGGCCUCGUGUCCUAUGUAAAGUCCAGUUUGUGAAUAGAUUUCCACACAAUGGUUUGUAUUGGCCCCGAAUAUAUUUGUAUAAUGUUAUCAUAUCCUCUCUCAGGCGACGUUUUUCUAAACUAAAUAGGUUUAAAUUUGUUAACCUUUCUUCAUAGCCGAUAUGUUCCAUUCCUUUUAUUAAUUUUGUAGCCCGCCUCUGCACUUUUUCUAGUGCCAUAGUAUCCUUCUUUAGAACAGGUGCCCAAAAUUGCACAGCAUAUUCAAUAUGGGGUCUUACCAGUGAUUUAUAAAGAGGCAAAAUUAUAUUCUUGUCCUGAGAAUGAAUGCCCUUUUUCAUGCAUGACAAUACCUUACUGGCCUUGGCCACUGCUGAUUGACAUUGCACAUUGUUGCAUAGUUUGUUGUCUAUAACAAUUCCCAAGUCCUUUUCAUGUGUUGUUAUCCCUAAUUCGCUUCCAUUAAGGGUAUACGUUGCUUGUGUAUUCUUUACGCCGAAGUGCAUAACUUUGCAUUUUUCAACAUUAAAUUUCAUCUGCCAUUUGAGUGCCCAGUCCCCCAGUCUAUCUAAAUCCCUCUGCAGCAAAGUAAUAUCUUGCUCACAUUGUAUUGUUUUACAAAGUUUGGUGUCAUCUGCAAACACUGAAACAUGACUUUCAAUGUGGUCUUCAAGAUCAUUUAUAAACAUGUUAAAUAGAAGGGGUCCCAGAACAGACCCCUGAAGGACACCACUUGCCACCUCUGUCCAGUUAGAAUGAAAUUACACGUAUCUAUUUUUUUUGGUUAUUUUUUUAAUACAUUUUUUUUAAUAUAUAUAUAUAUAUAUAUAUAUACAAAAAUAUACAAAAAUACUCUUGGCACUCACCCAUUAAAAACUUUUUUCUUUUUAUCUUUGAUAUCUUUGCCUGGGUGCAAACCUCAGCGUGAAUAUGUAUAUUUUUCAUAGAAAAAAGGUGCACUCACAGGACUUCUUCCAUCAGUGAUUUUAUUCUAAGUUGUGCAUUACAUUCGUAAUCUUCAAUCAACGUUUCGACCCCUAAAGGGUCUUUUUCAAGAUCAAUAUAACAGUGAAAUGAACAUGUAUAUAUAGGUAGAUAAAUGAAAUAAUCACUUACCCAACAGGUGUGUGGAGAUGAAUUCCCGCCCGGCCGCCCGAAACCCGGAAGUGAGUAGGUGCGACCACGUGACUGAGCGUGAUGACGCGUGUCACAAGUGUCGUUGCUAAGCAACGUAAACAAAUCCUUCGUGAUUAUUUAUUUUACUACGAGCUCAAAGACAGCUCGAAGAGAGAACAUCAAAUUGUGUGUCAAGUGCCCAGUGAAUUUAAAAUAAGUCCUAAACCAAAGGGACACCCAAAAGUUUAUAAACAAUACCAUGAAGAGGAAUAUAUACAAUGUGGCCAUCUGAGACUAUAGACUGACAGCAUACACCAGCUAAACUGUAUACAGAUGAUACAGCAAGUGCUACUAAUGUGCAAAUUUAUGUUAGUCAAAAAUAAACCUAAUGCCAAAUAACUCUGGAAAUAUAAACUGUCAGAAAAAAUAUAUUCAAUCUCAUAGCACAAUGAAAUAAUUAUGUGAAAAUCUAUACACAACCACUAUUAUAGAGCAAGCUGAAUGUCUAUUUAUGUUACUAAAAAACACAUUAUGCAAAAAAUUACCAUAAACUUAGUGUUGUUAUUACUACUAAAUUUAUAGCAGAAUCUAGCCUUAAACAUUAGUGAAUAACUUAUAUGGCAAUAUUAUCCAUAUUCCUUAACAAUAGAGCAACCUAUUAUAAUAAGGGACUAAAAGUUUGUUUUGGAAAUCUACAUUAUACCCAGACUAAACAUUUGAUACAUCUAACCUCCAAAUAAAUACAUUGGCAACAUCGGAGAUAUAGUAUCUACUAUUAACGUGCACAAGUAUAACAUGCAAUAAUUACCAAUAUAUCAGAUUCAAUAACCAAACCAUAUUACAUUGUAUGAUUAAAUAACCUGCAGAUCAAAAUAAAUCAUAUCUAAAUCCAAGUGAUCAUGUCCAAUUCAUAGGAACAUCGAAUACGUAUUAUAUUCAUUCAAACCUCUGGGAGUAACUGUAUCCAGAGCAAAAAUCCAAUAUGCUUCCCUUUGGAGCAAUGUUCUAGAUCUGUCACCCCCUCGAGGUAAAGGGGGGACAUGAUCUAUAGCCAUGAAUUUCAGUGUGGGAAGUCUGUGUGAAGCCGCCAGAUAAUGUUUGGCUACUGGUUUGUCCGUUUUUAAAUCUCUAAAGGCUGUCAUGAUUCCAGAUCUAUGGCCUCGGAUGCGAUCACGAAGAGUGAGAUCCGUCUUCCCUACAUAGGAUAACCCGCAAGGACAGGUAAUAAGAUAAAUCACAUGAUCUGUAGUGCAUGUGAUAUGAUGUGAAAUUUUCAUUCUUUUCCCACUAUGAGGGUGAGCGAACGUGUUCCCAGAGACCAUAUGACUGCACGUAACACAACCGCUACAUCUGUAGCAUCCAGGCUUCUUGUGUAUUAUUUUUCUCUGGUAACUUUGUAUGGGAUCGUUGCGGAUUAGAAUAUCUCUUAGAUUUCUAUUUCUUCUGUAGCUGAUAAUAGGUUUCCUGUUGAAAAUAGGAGGUAGAAGUUUGUCCGAAUUGAGUAUAUCCCAGUGUUUUUCAAUGGAUUUACGAAUUUGUGUAGUACCUGUAUGGUAAGUGAGAGGUAGGUAAAUUUUAGGUGGAUCUGAGUUAGGUUUAACUUGUAUGUUGUUUUUCUCCUGUGUCCAUUUCUCAAUGGCACGGGAUUUUGCUUUCUCCAAUGUUUGAAUCUGGUACCCUCUUUCUUGAAACCUAAGGGUCAUUUCUUGUAGUUGUAUUUCUCGUUUUUUCUUAUCACUAUUAUAUCGUAAAACCCGCAUGUACUGGGAUAUAGGCAAAGCAUCUUUAAAAUGUUGUGGGUGAUAACUAUUGCUUGAGAGAAGAGUAUUUCUAUCUGUGCUUUUGCGAUGGAGUGUGUGACCAAGUUUAUUUCCAUCUUUAUAUAUGGUGACGUCCAAAAAGGGUAUUUCUUUCUCACUGUAUACCAGUGUAAAUUUAACUGGUGACUUCAGAUUAUUAAGAUGGAGUACCAUGUCUUCCAGUUCUUUAGAUGGCCCUUUCCAUAUAAUGAAUACGUCAUCAACAAAGCGAUAAUAGGCCAGAAUCUUGGUCUGAGUUGGUUUUAAAAUGUGCCGUUGUUCAAAUUGGAACAUAUAGGCAUUGGCAUAUGAGGGUGCCAUAGCCGCUCCCAUCGCUGUCCCCGUAAGUUGUAAAUAGAAUAACUCUUCAAACUUAAAGUAAUUACAAGUGAGUGCAAUGUCUAAAAACUCCAGAAGGUACUCAAUCGGUGGUCCUCUAUAUUUGUCAGAUAUCAUGAGUAUUUCUUUAAGAGCUUCUAUACCUCCCAUAUGGGGUAUGAUGGUGUAUAAGCUUUGUACAUCUAAGGUAGCAAGUAUUAUAUUGUCCUGUUCGUGGAACGAAAUUUUGUGUAAUUUGUUCAAUAGAUCUUUGGUAUCCCGAAUACAUGUGGGUAGUUCCAGGACACUAUCCUUAAUAUGAAAAUCCACAUAUUUUGCUAUAGGUUCAAGCAAACUUCCUCUGGCAGACACGAUGGGCCUGCCUGGGGGGUUCUUGGUAUCUUUGUGAAUUUUCGGGAUGGUGUAUAAUACUGGAUGUAUCGGAUGUUCCACAAAUAAAUAUUUCGAUGUUGAUGUGUCUACAUAACCCAUUUGUAAACCUAUCAUAAUAUGUUCCUUAAUCCUCUUUUGAAAUUUAAUAGUGGGAUCAAAAGUUAAUCGUCGGUAAGUGGUAAUAUCUGUCAAUUGUCGCAUAAUUUCUGUUCGAUAUUGACAAUAUGUCAUGAUGACAAUGGCUCCGCCUUUAUCUGCAGCCCGAAUAAUAAUCUCGGCAUCUUGUUUUAGAUCUUUGAGUGCUGCCCAUUCUCCUUUGGUAAGAUUCUGUCUGUGAUCCGGUGGUUUCCUAAUGAUACGUUCAUUAUCUUUCUUUAAAACUUGCAUGAAAGUUUUAAUAGAGUUACUUGAUGUUUUCAUCUCCGAAGUAUAUUUUACUUUAAAUGGAUUCUUCAAAAUGUGUGAUUGAACUUCUUUCCGAUGUUCAUUAUUAAUAAGCGUCCGUUGUAGUUGAUACAUCUCCACUUCCAUCUUAAAAGGAUCUGGUUUAGACACUGGAACAAAUGUUAAUCCUUUGGAGAGUACUGAAUAAUGAUCUGGUGUCAAAAUUUUGUAGGAAAGAUUAAAGACAUUGGUUACCUCUUUCGUACGGGUGGCUUGCCCUUGGAACUUAUGUUUCUGUGUUCCCUUCUGUCCUCUACGUGGGACUCUAUUCUUCUUAUACCUCUGGUGUCCAUUCGGGAUAUCCCCGGAGACUCUUGGGAUGCC
Molecule: messenger RNA, 9221 nt
Organism: Pelobates cultripes (western spadefoot toad)
Lineage: Eukaryota; Metazoa; Chordata; Amphibia; Anura; Pelobatidae
Source: the annotation of a GenBank genome assembly